Molecule: messenger RNA, 7869 nt
Organism: Triticum aestivum (bread wheat)
Lineage: Eukaryota; Viridiplantae; Streptophyta; Magnoliopsida; Poales; Poaceae
Product: putative disease resistance protein RGA3
Exons: 5
Coding region: 2827-7287 (1486 amino acids)
Molecular function (GO): protein binding; ADP binding
Source: RefSeq, a predicted model, not a curated record
CAUUGUGGUGGGACAGUGGGAGAGAGAGGGAGAGAGCUGGCAUGAGCGGGUUUGGGGAGAUAAUCGCGAGCGCCGUGGGGAAACAAGUCGCGGGCAAGCUCGGUGAACUCGCCACAGAGGAGGCCACCCUGCAGUGGAAGUUCAAGGACGAUGUUGAUGUCAUGGCGGACAAGAUGCAAGAUCUGGAGGCCGUUUUGCAUGAUGCGGAUGAUAGGCUGCGUCGACGAGGAAGAGAUGGGGAAGCUGUUGGGCGGUGGCUCACCAAAUUCAAGUCCGUCGCCUACGACGUCGAGGACGUGCUGGACGAUCUGGACGCCACCGAGCUCUUAAAGAAGAGCCAACCAAAGGUAUACUUGCUUAUUACAUUCCUCUGUUGUAAGGUCGUGGUCCAGAGUUUUGUCUUGCAUUUUAGGAUUAUUAAUUAUGGAUUCAUAGUUACAUGCCAUGCUCAAAGCAAAAGAGGCGCAUUGAAUCUCAACAGUUGUUUAUAAUUUGUAUUCAUGUCGUUUUUUCUUAUUUCUCGAUUGCUUGAAAAAUUCUUUCAAAAGUACCCUCCCUUAACCCAUGGAUAGGCCGGUACACCUACAUAUUCUACAUCAGCUAGCCUAUCCCGGAAGAGGUCACACUAUCUACUCAACUAAGCCAGAGCCUAUAAUGGCAUGUGGCUGCACACGUAAGCUUCUAGACAUGAAAACAUGUUUGAUCCAUUUGAUCCUGAGCGGACGAACCACUAGUGUGCACUCCCAUGGAUUCCCCAUGAAUGCUCCCACUGUACUUCGCCACCAUUCAAACCAAUUCCGCCCAGGUAGUUUAUUAAUUAUCUUAGGUCAUGUUUACUACACUGUCACUCAUACUUUAUCAUGAAUCACUCCCCAAUCCACGUCUACAUUACCGAAGCUAUAUGAUAUACAACGGUGGUGACAAUGUUGUAAGGUUCAGACCUACCUCAAUGGAACUACUGGGUGUAAAAGAUAGCCAUCCGACAUAAAUUCCUAUCAUGCAAUCCUACCGCAAAGGACUAAGUGCAUAUAAAAACAUAGGUAAUGAAAACAUGAUCAAGAUGUAAACUUGCUUUGGUACCGCUGGUUCAACUCUAGAGAAUGAUAGUACUCGGCUUCGCACUCCGGACAAUCUAUCGUCAAGGUAAAUAAACAUACAUAAGCAAUCAUUUCCAAGAAUCAAAAUAACACGCAACAUGCAAAGACUCGGAAAAUCCAAAUGAAAAUCCAACACACUUAACUUGUAUGAAAAUUUCGAAGUGCAAAAACAACAUGUGACAUAUGGUUCGGAAUGUGAUGUGAACUAAAGUGCAUAAAAGGCAUAGUAGUAAAACUAUCAUGGACAGAUCCUAAUUGUGUGAAAAAAAUGUAACAAUGGUCCAAGUUAUAGGAUUUGGCUAUGGUGACAAAAUGCAAAAAGAAUCAAUUCAAACGGGGUUAAAGUUUAGGAGAUAUCGAAGGGGUACUGGCUGGCCGCCAUAUAGGAAAUUCAAGACGGUAGAAGAGUUCGGUCUGCCCAGUAAGAUCCUCAAAUUCACCACGGCCAUGCGUAGUAGAUUUGAAUGUGCAUUGCUAAAUCUGUUGCUUAAAUAUAUACUGAUUUCUCUAAAUGAGGUUGAAUUCCAUCGGUACCAGUGGUACUGGACAAGCUCUUAGGGAAUAAUCCCAUGUUUAUGAGGCACCCCUCCUGCAUCAUCACAACAUAAAAAACAGGCAAGGAAUCGCUAUCUCUACUCUCUCUCCAAACCACACCUGUUCUUAAUUGUUGUUUAUGAAACUGAGCCGGUACCUAACAUGCAGGCAUCUUUCGAAGGGAGCUUGAUCUCGAAAUUGGCUAUAUAUGGACCCAUGCACGCCUUGCUUUGUGUAGCUGCCCUAUCAUAUUGAAUAAGGUUUCCUAGCUUAGCCCAUCUCGGUGUCUGCUACCAAAGAGAGAAUCGCUCUAAGGGCAACCACUGUUUUGACAAAACAGCUGGCAUGUGAUAACGACUCAAUUAGUGAGAAAAUCCAUUCAUUUUGCACACCUGUACUGACUUCAUCAGCUGCCUGUUGUUUCUGCCAUGCCUAUUCUCAGCUUGAUUGCGCCAUAUCUUGGUGACGCCGAACAGUCCCAGCAGGAAUGGAUUGAUGCGCCAGCCUCCAGAGGAAAACACGAACUUUACUGGUUCCCACAAGCUGCUCCAGUGCUUCUGCUCGGUCGUCGAGGAAGGGGAGGAGCUAGACUGCCGGCCUUCCAGGCAGUCCUCCCGCACCUUCUCCGUAGUUGCCAAUAAUAAAAGAAGAAAGACGAGUGGAAAAGCAGACAAGAGUGGGUGGGUGGCUCGUGCGCCCCUCCCAGUCCCAGCGUCCUGACGGGCCAACAACCGCGUCUCCGGCGCGUGGCCUUAAGGACACACUGUUCUCCCUUACUUACCUCUCUGUGUUUCCACGCAGUCAAGGACAUUGUGGUGGGACAGUGGGAGAGAGAGGGAGAGAGCUGGCAUAUCGAGAAUAUCGAGACAUAGUCUUUCAAAAGUACCCUCCCUUAACCCAUGGAUAGGCCGGUACACCUACAUAUUCUACAUCAGCUAGCCUAUCCCGGAAGAGGUCACACUAUCUACUCAACUAAGCCAGAGCCUAUAAUGGCAUGUGGCUGCACACGUAAGCUUCUAGACAUGAAAACAUGUUUGAUCCAUUUGAUCCUGAGCGGACGAACCACUAGUGUGCACUCCCAUGGAUUCCCCAUGAAUGCUCCCACUGUACUUCGCCACCAUUCAAACCAAUUCCGCCCAGGUAGUUUAUUAAUUAUCUUAGGUCAUGUUUACUACACUGUCACUCAUACUUUAUCAUGAAUCGGAAUAUCGAUCUGGACGAGUGCACACUAGUGGGAGAUAAUCGCGAGCGGGAGAGGGAGAGAGCUGGCAUGAGCGGGUUUGGGGAGAUAAUCGCGAGCGCCGUGGGGAAACAAGUCGCGGGCAAGCUCGGUGAACUCGCCACGGAGGAGGCCACCCUGCAGUGGAAGUUCAAGGACGAUGUUGAUGUCAUGGCGGACAAGAUGCAAGAUCUGGAGGCCGUUUUGCAUGAUGCGGAUGAUAGGCUGCGUCGACGAGGAAGAGAUGGGGAAGCUGUUGGGCGGUGGCUCACCAAAUUCAAGUCCGUCGCCUACGACGUCGAGGACGUGCUGGACGAUCUGGACGCCACCGAGCUCUUAAAGAAGAGCCAACCAAAGUUGAAGCUGUUCUUUUCCUGGAACAAUCAAAUUCUCCAGCGGAUUACCAUGCCUCACAAGCUAAAGAACCUGAGGGGGGAAAUAGAAAAAAUAGGAAAGGAGGGCCAGGCUCUCAAUCUUGUGAGAAAUCAAGAACGGGCAGAAGGGAGCAGAAAAAAUGAAACUUUUGUAGGCAUCUGUGAAGAAGGCUUGAAAUCUGGAGUGGUGGGGAGGGAUAUGGAAAAGGACAAAAUAAUCAGGCUGCUGCUAAACUAUGAUGAUAACGCUAGAGAGGAUAUAUCUAUCGUCCCAAUUGUCGGGCUUGGUGGUCUAGGGAAGUCAACAUUGGCUGAAUCAGUCUUUGUAGACAAGAGGGUCAAUGACUUCGAAGUCCGAGCCUGGGUUCAUGUGUCUAAGGAGUUUGAUCUGCGCAGAAUUGGGAGUGCCAUCCUCAAAAGCAUAAAUAGCAGUAUCAACCUUGACAACUGUAGUUUGCAGUUUUUACAGGAAAAUCUCAAAAAGGAACUUGCUGGUAGAAGGUACUUGAUUGUUUUGGAUGAUCUGUGGGAAGAGGAUGCGGAUAAGCUGGAAAGGCUGAAGCAGAUGUUACAACAUGGCCGCAAGGGCAGCAGGGUUAUUGUAACAACGCGCAACCAAAGCGUAGUGAAUAAAUUGAGCACCGGUGUUCUUUCACACCAAAGAAAAAUUUGUCCCGUGCCCUACUCUGAUCAAAUCAAAUUGUAUGGUUUGUCAACUGAUGAAUGCUGGGAAGUAAUGAAGCAAACAACAUUUGGGCCUGAUGAUGACAAAAGUCACUUGGAAGAAAUUGGAAGGGAAAUUGCAGAGAAGUGCUGGGGUGUACCACUUGUGGCAAUUGCCCUUGGGCAAGUAAUGUCCGAGUUAAGGACUGUCGAGGCAUGGAAAAAACUAAGAGAUACGAACAUCGAUUUGGGUCACAGAGAUCACAAGGACACAUUGGAGCGCCUCAUGCUGAGCUAUUACUACAUGAAGCUGGAGUUCAAAAUGUGCUUCACAUACUUGGCGGCCUUUCCCAAGGGCUUCAUUAUAGAAAGUGAUCAUCUAAUUCAGCAAUGGAGGGCUCUUGGAUACAUAAUUGGAUGGGACGAUGGUAAAAGGUGCAUUAACUACCUUAUAGGGAUGUCCUUUCUUCAAAUUCCAAGGUCCUCCACUAUUAGGUCAAGUCCAGUGCAUGCCAAUGCUCCUCGAGAGCUCACCAUGCAUGAUUUGGUGCAUGAUCUUGCAACGAUAAUUUUGGGACAUGAAUCCCUUGUUCUAAAUGCUACCGAGCCGAGGACUAGGAAGAAAGCAAAACGUCGUUAUUGCCGACAUGCACAGUUGAUCAACUACCAGAAUCAGUAUAAGGUUUUCAAUGAUCUGCCAGGCAACAUCAGAUCCUUCCAUGUAAGACAUUCAGAGAAACAGCAGCUCCCGCAAAAGGCAUUUUCUAGAACCAAGUAUAUACGGGUCUUGGACCUAAGUGGAUGUUUAGUUGUGGGGCAAUUGACUCCAAGCAAGAAACUUUUGCCAUCUUCCACUCUUCAGUUGAAGCUACUUAGGUACCUAAAUGCCUCUAGCUUGCCAAUUACAUCACUUCCUGAGUCUUUCCAUACACUUCAAAAUAUGGAAACUCUAAUCCUGUCCAAUUGUUCACUUGAAACCUUGCCUGACAGUAUCUGUAGCCUCAACAAACUCUGCUAUUUGGACCUAGCUGCCAAUGCAAGCCUCAAUAAGCUCCCUGAAGAUUUUGAUUUUCUUAACAAACUCAUGUUCCUAAACAUGUCAAGUUGUUCCAAGCUAACCAAACUUCCUGACAAAUUUAGCUUGGAGUGUUUAGAACAUUUAAACUUGUCAGGUUGUCAUGAGUUAAAAAACCUUCCACAAGAUUUCGGCCAUCUUAAAAAUAUUAGGUUCUUGAACCUUUCUGGUUGCUACAAGGUUUCAGUUCUACCAGAAUCAUUUUGCCAACUGAAGCAUUUGAAAGACCUAAACCUUUCAGAGUCUCGUGCCCUUAUAGUGCUCCCUGAAGGUUUUGGCAACCUUUCAGGGCUUGAAUCUUUGAACCUUUCUGAUUGCUACAAGAUUUCAGUUCUGUCAGAAUCAUUUUGCAAAUUGACGCAUUUGAAAGAGCUAAACCUUUCAGGCUGUCGUGCCCUUACAGUGCUCCCUGAAGGUUUUGGUGACCUUUCAGAACUUCAAUCGUUGAACCUUUCUGAUUGCUACGAGAUUUCAGUUUUGCCAGAAUCGUUUUGCCAACUGAAGCAUUUGAAAGACCUAAACCUUUCAGAUUGUCGAGCCCUUAUAGUACUCCCUGAAUGUUUUGGUGACCUUUCAAAGUUGGAGUCUUUGAACCUAACAAGUUGUCCCAGGCUAGCACAGUUGCCCGAUUCAAUCUGCAAGAUGACUAAUCUGAAGUGUCUCAAUUUGUCAUAUUGUUUAGGGAUGUUAGAGCUCCCCUCCUCACUAGGUGAUCUUAAUCUCCAAAUAUUGGACAUUUCUGCUGGUGCUCUUGUUCACUUACCAGAUAGCAUCAGUAAAAUGGCUAGUCUCACCCAAUUUGUGGUCACAUCAGGGCAUCCUAGGAUGUUUGGAGAAGCCCAGGAAAUAAAGAAGCGCCUAAAAUUGCCAGGCCGCACGGUACAUAGAGUAUGCCAGAGACCUUCAGGGCGCAGCAGUAUAGUGGAGCUUGCACAUGUGAAUUGCCGUGAGCUGUUAAUUGGAUCUCUUCAGCGUGUCAAGAAACCGGAGGACGCAGAGAGAGUCAAUCUGCGUGAUAAAUCAUGUGUUCGGCAAUUAGCUCUCCACUGGAACAAGAGGAAUAUGAAUGCUGACUCGGCUCGGUCUAUUCUGGAGAGACUCAUGCCAGCUCGAAAUCUUGAACAGCUUAUGAUACAAGGAUAUUCUGGAGUGGAUUUUCCUAACUGGAUGUCGCACAUAUCCUUCCACCUCCCUUCUGUUACAUAUCUGAGUCUUUCUGAUUUACGUGCAUGUUAUGCUCUUCCUCCGUUUGGCCAGCUACCAAAUUUAAGAAGUCUAUAUCUGCAGAAAAUGCCUAACAUCACGAUGAUCGGCAUGGAAUUCUAUGGGGAGGGUGGAAUUUGUAAGAAACUAAGAUUGCUACAACUGCAGUCGAUGAAAAAUUUGGUGGCAUGGUUUACAACACGGUCAGGCGAAGAAGAUGGGGAAUUUUUAAUCCCUAAUUUGCAUAAUCUAGAGUUAAAGGACUGCCCAAAGUUGAAGUUCCGACCAUAUCCCCCUAGAAGUAUGUUUUGGUGCUUGGACAAUAGCGAUGAGGUUUUGGCAGGAAGAGAAGGAUUUGGGAAACUCUCAUCGUCCACUCUUCCUUGUCGCAUGGGCAUAAAAAAUAGCUUUCGUCCUCGUAAGUGGCGUAGACUAAAGCAUUUCCCCACUCUCGAGGAAUUCUCAUUGACCUUCUGCCACGGCUUGAGGGCCUUGCCAGAGGUCAUUCGCUGCUUCACCUCUCUCAAAAAACUAAGUUUGAUGUCGUUGGGGGACCUGGAGACGCUGCCGGAUUGGUUGGGAUAUCUCCCUUCUCUACAAGUCUUGGGCAUAAAAGAUUGUCGCAAUUUAAGAAUAUUGCCUGCAAGUAUGGGAAACCUCACUGCUCUGAGAUUACUAAUGCUUCUCGAGUGCCAAGGACUAUAUAGAUUGCCGGAAUGGCUAGGACAGCUCAGUUGCCUACGAGAACUUCAUAUCAGAGACUGCCCCAACAUCACAUCUUUGCCUGAAAGCAUAAGAAACCUUACUGCCCUGGAAGAAAUGUACAUUUCUGGUUGUUCAAGUCUGGUCCAUAGGUCCCAAAGGGAGGAUGCGUAUAAGGUUUCUCACAUCCGUAAAGUAAUAUUUGAGCCAGAAGAAGAACCAAAUGAAGAACAAGGACAAGAAGAAUCACAGGAAGCAUGGAUGGAUAGGCUAUUGAAAAUAGAUGGGGAAAACCCGUGGACACAUAGAGAGGAACGAGAAGAACUAGAGUCACGGAUGUCGGACUCAGACUCCGAACAGCUCUCUCAUUAUGGGCAAGAAGAUUCGGAAAAUGAGGAUGAUGAGCAAGAAGAUUGGUAAUUUGGUACCUAUAAGAUCUUAGUAGUUUGCUAUCAUCAUAUGCCAAAUAGCGCAUUGCUGUGGAGACCUCUAUAAUUUGCAAUCACAAUCUUAUAGGUACUCAACUACAAUGCUAGCAAUUUUCCUUUUUGAGAAAUAUAGUACAAACGCAUGCGCUUAGAGACAUGGAUGUGCAAUCUGACCACAAUGUUAUUCUUAAAAAAAAGAUAUACUACAUUAAAAGCAUUGAUCUUUACUCAUUAAUCAUAGAUCAAAUCCUAUCAAAUACACCCUCCGUUCGGAAAUACUUGUCAGCGAAAUGGAUGUAUCUAAAUGUAUUUUAGUUCUAGAUACAUUUAUUUUGAUCCAUUUAUGCAGCAAGUAUUUCCGAACGGAGGGAGUACUUGUUACAAUGUACAUCUGGUAAUUUGGAGGAGUACAAUUCUUGACCAAUGCAAAGUACUCCCUCCAUCCAGAAAUACUUGUCAUCAAAAUGAAUAAAAGGGGAUGCAUCUAGACGUAUUUUAGUCUACAUACAUCUUCUUUAUCCAUUUGGAUGACAAGUAUUUUCGGACGAAAGGAGUAUGAAAGUACUGUUGUAUC